GCACGAAGAGGAUGAACGCAAAAAUAGGGUGGCAUCUUUCGAGCAGCUCGUGUCACAACUCUCGGAACUUAAGUUGUCCGACUAUUGGAUAGUGAGCAGCACGGAAGCUGCUAUUAUGUUUUUACAUAUUCAGAGCAACACACUACCUCCAGAGGUUGAACGUUCUGUGGUCGUUUCCGACGCGUUGCACAUUUCUGCCUACUGGAAAAAGAUGAAGCUGUGCAUUGCUGAUGUUGCCAUUCCAGAAAAACUGGAGGACAUUCGGAGCUUGCAGGCUAUUCUUGAAAGUGUGGAGCAUUUCAAUGCUCCAGACGUCUGUGAAAAAGAAGAAAAGUUGAAAGCCUGCUUCCACAAUAUUUUUUCUCUUCUUGAUGACCUGUCUAAUGGUGACCUCCUGCCAGAAGAGAAAUUAGAAGCACUCGAGUUUCUGAAGGAACAGUUGCGCCUUCUACUUAAAGAGCGAGGAGCUGUGAGAUAUUCUUCAGAUCUUCUUAUACUAGCAAGCAUUUUUCACACGAUCUCUCCUCACGCAUACAAAUUUGUUCGCAACACUGGGAAAUUAAUGUUACCUCAUCCUUCCACAAUAUUAAGGCUGUGCAGCAAGUACAAUGUAAGUCCUGCAAACGAACAAAGCGAUGAAGGCUUUUUGCAGUACAUUACAAAAAAGGUGAGCCUUCUAAAGCCGCAUGAAAGAGUCGUAACGCUCAUGUUAGAUGAAAUUCACAUACAGCAAUAUUUUGAAUAUAAGGGCGGCUCAUUGACAGGGACGGCAUCAAAUUCCUCUCAAGCAGCAAAAACAGCACACGUGUUCAUGACAAAUUCGUUGCUUUCUGCGCACAAAGAUGUGGUACACAUCCUCCCUGUUUUCAGCAUUGAAGCCAGCCAUUUGCACGACAUCUUGAAAAAAGUAAUUUUGGGUCUUGAAAAAGCAGGACUUACAGUAAUUGCCGUUAUCACUGAUAACAACGCCGUGAACCGAAAAGUCAUGUCGUUUUUUUCAAAAAACAAAACAAUAGACAUUGUGUACCCACAUCCAGCAGACAAUUCAAGGCCGCUAUUUUUUGUUGUCGAUACCGUGCAUUUAUUAAAGUGCAUCCGUAACAACUGGUUGAACCAGAAAAAUGAAGGCUGUUCAAUUUUUUAUCCGGAAUUUUCAAGUACGACAUCGCAGGUGCAAGUGAAAAAAGCAACAUUUGAGACACUUCGUGAACUGUACGCCUCCGAGCAGCACAAUCUCUCGAAGCUUGGAUACGGACUUACCUACAAGGCUUUGAACCCCUCCAACCUCGAAAGACAAAACGUGAAACUAGCACUGAAAGUGAUGAGUCCAUUCAUUGCAGAAGCACUCAAAACUUAUGGUGCAAAGCUUGGUUUGAGUUCUGCCCGAGAAACUGCCGAAUUUAUUGAAUUAAUACACAAGUGGUGGUGCGUUGUGAACACUAAAACACCAUCGAAAGGCAAGCGCCUAAGAAAUCCUCUUCAAGCACCCGUAAGAAGUAUGGAGGACAUGCAGCUUCAGUUUCUUAAUACAUUUGUGGACUGGCUUGACACUUGGGAAAACAUGAAGGUUGGCACUGGCCGUGCAGGACUGUUAACCACGGAGACGCACUCGGCACUACGUCUCACGUCGUACUCCUUGAUUGAAGUCAGCCGGUACUGCCUGGAGGAGCUACGUUUUGAAUAUGUCUUGCUUGGAAAGUUUCAGACAGACAGCCUCGAGGAGGGAUUUGGUCGUUACCGUCGGCUAUGUGGAUCCAACUACCAUAUUUCCGUCCAACAAAUAUUUGAAUCAGAAGCCAAACUGAGGCUUCAAAACUCGCUGGUAUUUCCAGACAUGAAAGAACUGUCCCAGCCGAGCAGCAUUGUGUUUGAUGCAGCCAAGGUGAUAGAAGAAUAUGGCAUCAAGGUGACCGAAGAGGACGUGAAAUCAAAAGAGGAAAGCUUGCCUGCAAUAGUGUAUAUUGCAGGUUACUGCGCCCACGCCGCUCUCAGAAAAAUUCCCUGUGAAGAUUGUGCGGCCAACAUCACGAGACGAGAUAGGGAUAUGCCAAUGGGAGAUGAUAUGCUAAUCGAAGGCCUCACAAGAGGGGCCCUCAAGUUUCCCCAACCAGUAGUAAUCAGUGCUGUUCUUCACACACAACUCGUGCUAGAAAAGCUAACCUCAAAAGAGAACAUCGCCCGCUUUCAUGCAGCACGGCACCAAAGGCAGCUUCUUCUCAGUGUGGUGAAGCACCUCUUAAUUGACAAUGAAGAUUUAGACAUUUGUUGCAAAGGACACCAUCCAGACACAGUGCUUCAUAACAUAUUGUGGGCAGCCACCAACACCUUACUGAAAAACUACGUCCAAAUGAAAACCGACAAGUUAACGGCGGCAAAGAAGGGUGCAGCACUGAAGAGAAAACUGAAGACGCUUAAUUAAGGUACCUUUAACGGCUUGAAAAUUCGCCUCAGAAUAAAUAA
This is a messenger RNA of Rhipicephalus sanguineus (brown dog tick), 2460 nucleotides long. RefSeq lists its product as uncharacterized. The transcript has a single exon. The record is from RefSeq and is a predicted model, not a curated record. Bases 116 to 2419 code for a protein of 767 amino acids. NCBI's taxonomy places the organism in Eukaryota, Metazoa, Arthropoda, Arachnida, Ixodida, Ixodidae.